AUAAUUGUUUGACCUUUUUAAAUGGCGGCGACCAGCCCAACAAAAUCGUCAAUCAGCAAGUUAGCCAUGCCAACAGAGCACCAGCCCACAUCCCCCCCUGCAGGAACCAGCCCUACCCCUGCAGGAACAAGCUCCACCCCUGCAGGAACAAGCUCCACCCCUGCAGGAACAAGCUCCACCCCUGCGGUGGGAACAAGCUCCACCCCUGCUGGAACAAGCUCCACCCCUGCAGGAACAAGCUCCACCCCUGCAGAUGUUCAAGCCUCUCAAAAACUUUUUCAACAGCUUAUCAAGGAAAAACAAUUAUCCUCCGCCCCGGGGCCUGGUCCAUCAGCAGGACCAUCUAGCGCGCCACGAGCCAAGUCCUCCCAUCAGAACAUGCAAGAUUUAUAUGCAAAGAAACUGCGCAAGCUCAAGCGUGCAAUAAAAGAUGCAAUAUUUGAGAAUGGGGCCAUAUGUGACGAAGUUUUACGAACAGAAGAGAAGUUGGCCAAAGCUAAGGAAGAGAGACGAUUUCUCCUGAGGAAGGUCCUCCAGUACCAAUCAGCUAAUGAGCCCAAUGCUCCGACCAUCAAGUUAGAAUCUCAGGUUUCUUCAGCAAGACAAUCCAAAGGUCUAGCAGGGACCCUGCCUGUUGACAAAAGUCCAUCAGAAUACAGUGGCAAGCCUAAGGCUGUCAAGCGCAAGUUGGCAAUCUCUGCAUCCUCCCCCAGCUCAGCCGGCCUGCUGUCUGCUGGCCCAUCACUGGUCAGCACUGGGACAGGUGAAACAAAGAAGAAAAUGGCCAGCAAGGAAUCUUCAGACACACCCUCUGUACGGCCAAAGAAAGGAAAAGGUGCUGCCAAGAAGAUGAUUCCCCCCCUCAUGUUGGACUCUCUUGGCCGUCCCAUUUUCCCAAUGGUGUUGGGAGAUAUCACAUUACAUAGCAUAGGAGAGAUAGUUCCGGAUCGCCUGAGCUUUCACUCGCUGGAGUCCAUCUACCCCGUGGGUUUCUGCAUCACCCGUGUCUACGCCAGCCUCCACAAGCUGGACACCAAGUGUCUGUACACCUGUAAAAUAUCUGACAACAACGAAGGACCUCUGUUUGAGAUAGCAGCUGAAGACAGCUCCGAGAUUCUCUUCAAGUCUACCUCACCAGUUGACUGUCACACUCAGCUGAUACGAGCUGUCAAUAAAUCACGCGGCACAUCACUGAUGCAAGCAGAAGGUCAGGGGUUAGCGUUCUUUGGUCUGUCCCACCCUGUCAUACAAAACCUGAUCCAGUCCUGCCCUGGGGCCAGGAAAUGUUCCCGUUACAAGUGGGUCAAGUUUGAAAUCAACAAAGCAGAAACCAAUGAAAAUGUUGCUGUGGGGACCACAGACCCAGCCAUCAGCUAUGAUGCUUUCAAAGCUCACAUGCAAGCCAGCUAGUUCACCAACUGUCGGCUAGCCAGCUAGUUCACCAACUGUCGGCUAGCCAGCUAGUUCACCAACUGUCGGCUAGCCAGCUAGUUCACCAACUGUCGGCUAGCCAGCUAGUUCACCAACUGUCGGCUAGCCAGCUAGUUCACCAACUGUCGGCUAGCCAGCUAGUUCACCAACUGUCGGCUAGCCAGCUAGUUCACCAACUGUCGGCUAGCCAGCUAGUUCACCAACUGUCGGCUAGCCAGCUAGUUCACCAACUGUCGGCUAGCCAGCUAGUUCACCAACUGUCGGCUAGCCAGCUAGUUCACCAACUGUCGGCUAGCCAGCUAGUUCACCAACUGUCGGCUAGCCAGCUAGUUCACCAACUGUCGGCUAGCCAGCUAGUUCACCAACUGUCGGCUAGCCAGCUAGUUCACCAACUGUCGGCUAGCCAGCUAGUUCACCAACUGUCAGCUAGCCAGCUAGUUCACCAACUGUCAGCUAGUUCACCAACUGUCAGCUAGCCAGCUAGUUCACCAGAAGAAAGCCAGUUCAGUUUUCUACAUGAGAACUCGGUCAAGGCAACUUUGUUCAGGAGAACUGGGUCAAGGCAACUGUGUGUAUGAGAACUGUCAAGGCAACUUUGUGCACGAGAACUGGGUCAAGGCAACUGUCUAGCUGUUGACUUUAAAGUUUCAGAAAAUAAAAUGGGACUUUCAGCUGCUUGUCAUGAUACAUUAACGUCCCCUGUUGUAGCCAAGUUUGCCUUUCAGUGCUAUCAGCUCAAUGUUUCAACAAUUUGAGUUUAUGGAUAAACCAAGGUAGCCCCCAUUCAGAGUUUCUUCCAGGCAUCUCUUCUUGUUGUGCCACUCAAUCUUCUGUCUCUCACCAAAAUUUUGUAUAGUUUCUCUGGGUUUGUUGGGGUGUUUCCACAUUUAUUACUUUCUCGUAUAUACGAAGUAUAGAGAAACCCUUGUAAUCGUGCAAAAAAAAAUCAAGAUUUUUACAUAUUUUUUACACCUCACUGAUACGGAAAAACAUAAUUUUGCAAUCUUGUCCGUAUGUCUGUGUGUGUGUUUGUGUGUCUGUGUGUAAACACGAUAACUGGAGUACCAUUUAAGCUAGGUUGAUGAAAUUUCAUAUAUAAGUAUUUUAUCAAAAUCAUAGAUCCAUAUCAGUUUUUGAGCGAUUUCCGAUAACCGGAAGUGGUACUUUUUCUACUUUGAAUUUUUCAAAAGCCUAUAACUUGAGUUCUAUUUCAGAUAGAUAAACGAAAUUUCACAUGUAAGUAAAAGAUCUCAUUCUCUACCUUCUUUCAAAUUUUGAGUAAUUUCCGUUGAAUGAAAGUACUAAUUUACGCUAUUUCCGAUUUCUCAAAAAACGCAUGUAAAUUUAUAAAGUAUAAUAAUAUUGCGCACUAUUAUGCACAUUUUGUUUUGGCGUUCGCUUGGUGCGCAAUUCUUUUUUCUACGAGAUUCUAUUCUAAUUUUAAAAGUUUAAGUAAUUAAAAAUCAUGUCUAUAUUCCGAGUUAUAUAAGAAUAUUCGAGAAAGUUUAGGGGAGAUUACUCCCGGUUUAUUACUCAAUAAAAGAGUGACUUGAUGUCCCCACUAACCAAUGGCGGAACUAGAAAAAAAGUGCUAACCCGCAAAAAAAAAUAUUUCUGCCCCCCCCCCUAUAUAUAUGUAUAUGUGUGUGUAUAUAUAAUAAUAUAUGUUUUUUAAUGCUUUUUGUAUUAUUAAUUUUAAAUACAUUUCCUUUUUAUACCAUGCCAUUCUUUUGUAUGUAUUUUUAAAAAAAUAAUAAGUAAGAGAAGCAAUUGCUUUUUAAUUUGUUUAGUACAAAUCUAA
Molecule: messenger RNA, 3232 nt
Organism: Physella acuta
Lineage: Eukaryota; Metazoa; Mollusca; Gastropoda; Physidae
Product: transforming growth factor beta regulator 1
Biological process (GO): regulation of cell cycle
Cellular component (GO): nucleus
Source: RefSeq, a predicted model, not a curated record